This is a messenger RNA of Glycine soja, 1731 nucleotides long. Its product is annotated as tryptophan--tRNA ligase, cytoplasmic. The record is from RefSeq and is a predicted model, not a curated record. Gene Ontology annotation, biological process: tryptophanyl-tRNA aminoacylation. The transcript has 11 exons. Gene Ontology annotation, cellular component: cytoplasm. The coding region runs from base 106 to 1320 and encodes 404 amino acids. Lineage: Eukaryota; Viridiplantae; Streptophyta; Magnoliopsida; Fabales; Fabaceae. Gene Ontology annotation, molecular function: tryptophan-tRNA ligase activity; ATP binding.
AGAGGUUUUAAGAUCGAAACCCUACUACGGCACCACACUUGCCACUCUCAUUUCAUCUCUCUCUGUUUCUGUUUACAUUCAAGAGAGAGAAGAAGAAGAAGAGCAAUGGCAGCAACAACAGAGAGCGAGAAGAAGAAGCAAGAAGAAGAAGAGGUACAAGAACAAGUGGUGAACCCAUGGGAAGUUUCCGCCAAAGGCAAAAUCGAUUACGACAAACUCAUUGACCGUUUCGGUUGCCAGAAGCUCGACGAAGCCCUAAUUUCGCGUCUCGAGCGCAUCACCUCUCGCACUCCCCACGUCUUUCUACGACGCGGCGUUUUCUUCGCCCACCGCGAUUUCGCGGAGAUUCUGGACGCGUAUGAGAGGGGAGAUAAGUUCUACUUGUACACCGGACGCGGACCUUCCUCUGAAGCCUUGCAUUUGGGACACUUGAUUCCCUUCAUGUUCACUAAGUAUUUGCAAGAUGUGUUUAAGGUUCCUUUGGUUAUACAGCUCACUGAUGAUGAGAAGUUCUUCUGGAAAAAUCUUUCUAUAGACGAGUGCCGAAGACUUGCAAGGGAGAAUGCAAAGGACAUCAUUGCUUGUGGUUUUGACAUUUCAAAGACAUUCAUCUUCUCUGAUUUCAAUUAUGUUGGCGGUUCCUUCUACAAGAACAUGUGUGAGGUUGGGAAGCGUGUGACUUAUAACCAGGCUGUCGGCAUAUUUGGUUUUGUUGGUGAAGAUCAUAUUGGAAAAGUUAGUUUUCCACCUGUGCAGGCAGUUCCAUCAUUUCCUAGUUCGUUUCCUCACCUAUUUUCUGGAAAAGAGAAUCUUCGUUGUUUAAUUCCUUGUGCAAUUGACCAGGAUCCAUAUUUUAGAAUGACACGUGAUGUUGCUCCUAAAAUGGGUUUCCACAAGCCAGCCUUGAUUGAAUCAUUAUUCUUCCCAGCAUUACAGGGGGAAACAGGAAAAAUGUCUGCCAGUGAUCCCAAUUCUGCAAUAUAUGUGACCGAUUCUGCAAAAGAUAUAAAGAACAAGGUAAACAAACAUGCGUUUUCUGGUGGGCAAGAUUCUAUAGAGAAACAUAGGCAAUUAGGAGCAAAUCUUGAGGUAGAUAUACCAGUCAAAUACCUUACUUUUUUCCUAGAAGAUGAUGAUGAACUUGAACACAUAAAGAAGGAAUAUGGAGAAGGGCGCAUGCUAACUGGUGAGGUAAAGCAGCGGCUAAUUCAAGUUUUGACUGAACUAGUGGAGAGGCAUCGCAGAGCUCGGGCUUCUGUGACUGAAGAGAUGGUGGAUGCAUUUAUGGCUAUCAGACCACUUCCCCACAUGUUUGACUGAAAUUAUCCUACCUUCGUCUGCCCAAAUAUUGCUCGGAGAUCACUGGAUAACUGGAUUUAUUUUGUUUCUCAACAUGAAAAUGGGUUUUCUAUGCAACGGUAUUGCUAUAUAUGUGUACCUUUUUUUUGCCACCACCUGAUAAUUCAAAUGCCAAGAAACUUAGUUCGGCUGAAGUAAGACCUUAGUUGAGUAAAAAAAAUAGAUCGGAAGAACAUUGCCAUCUUAGUGACUUUGCAUUUUGAUUUGGCUCGAGUUGCUUAGCGUAUGAAUGAAGUUCUAUAAAAUGCUAUAAUGGAUUAUGCUAUUGUCAAUUUCAAUUUGAAAUCAGAGCUCCACUGCAAUUUUGUGACUGGCAAUGUAUUCGGAACUUCUUAUAAAAUCACUAGUAAGCAAUAAGUUGAUUUAUCUCCU